Messenger RNA from Coffea arabica (coffee), 1869 nucleotides. Its product is annotated as ras-related protein RABA5b. Gene Ontology annotation, molecular function: GTP binding; GTPase activity. The record is from RefSeq and is a predicted model, not a curated record. Lineage: Eukaryota; Viridiplantae; Streptophyta; Magnoliopsida; Gentianales; Rubiaceae.
AUUCUAGAGAAGCAAAGAUGAAAAUCGGCAUUUUGUGGCCAUCAGCUCUUCAAGGAUAAAGAUUAGAAGCUGGCUGCCUGCUCCCACUCCAUCUCCACUCUCCACCCGGACCAGUAGGUGUUGGAUCUUGCAGUAUUGUCUCACAGUAUAAAAUUGCAAACGAACAUUCUAAUCUGUCGCCUGCAUCCUAUCCUCAGGAUAACCCCAUCAUGUAGCUAUUUCUCGCGUCUUAAAACAUGCAUGUUUUAGGAGAGCAAGAACCCCAGACCCCAUCUUUAUUCAUUUAUUCACCGUCUGUAUGAGAGGCAACAGCAAUCUAAUUCCGUUCAGCAAACUCUCGUGACUGACUUUAUUAACAUCGUACAAAGUCAGAUCCAGGAAACAUAAAAAGAAAAAUUUUAUUAAGGGUAGGGUGUUAUUAGCCUUUUUAUAUCUUUUAAGAUGAAUUCGUAGGCGAUAAUCGAGAAGAAUUUUAGAUUUACAUAUUGAGAUUUUAGAUUGCAACCAAAGAGGAAUUAAAAACUUUUUCCUUUUUUCACAAAAAAGAAAUGUCUUUAUCCGUCAAUUACGCAGUUUAUCCCUGCUAACUUCACUCCGCUGCAAAAAAAAAAGGCUCACUGUAAAGUUAAAGAACUUGAAAACUCCCAACCUUUAUUUCCUCCCAUUCCCAUUCUCCCAGCUUGUCAACCCUCGCUUCUUCUCUCUCUCACAAGCCGGACGUCUCCUCCUUUUGCUCUCCUCAAACAAGAAGAAAAAAAACCCUCCACCGCCCCCGAGUUCCCGACCAACGAAAGCAAGAAGAUGGCCGAAGAAGAAUUUGAGGAGUAUCUCUUCAAGAUUGUAGUGAUUGGGGACUCAGCAGUGGGCAAAUCCAACUUGCUCUCCCGCUUUGCAAGAGAUGAAUUUGACCAUAAUUCCAAGGCCACCAUUGGGGUGGAGUUUCAGACCCAGGUGGUUGAAGUUGAUGGCAAGGAAAUUAAGGCCCAAGUUUGGGACACUGCUGGCCAAGAACGUUUCAGGGCUGUCACUUCUGCUUACUAUAGAGGCGCUGUUGGGGCCCUCAUUGUCUAUGAUAUCAGCAGGAAAACAACUUUCGAGAGUAUCAAACGAUGGCUGGAUGAGCUCAAUACUCAUUGUGAUACCACUGUAGCGAGAAUGCUGGUUGGGAACAAGUGUGACUUGGAGGACAUUAGAGAUGUCAGCGUGGAGGAGGGAAAGAGCCUUGCAGAAGAGGACGGAUUAUUCUUCAUUGAGACAUCUGCACUAAACUCGACUAAUGUAAACGCUGCUUUCGAGAUAGUCAUCCGAGAGAUAUACAACAAUGUUAGCAGGAAAACUCUCAACUCAGAUUCCUACAAAGCUGAAUUAUCCGUCAAUCGUGUCAGCCUGGCAAAUGGGAUUGACUUAUCCAAGCAAAACAAAAGUUUUUCCUCUUGCUGCUCCAGAUGAGUUUCCAUAUCUAUUGGAGGUUUCAUUUCCUUUUCUUACUUUUUAUGUCCAUGCGAGUCCACUGCAGACGUGCUUUUGAAGCCUCUGUUUAGAGUGUUUUUGUUGGGCGUCCUCAUGAGAAACCUCUGGGGAUUUAGUGUGACAAAAGAUUCUACUUCUGGAAUGGUGUUGUGAUAUUGGCUUCAGUGUCAUGGAGUUGAGUAGUCCUGGAUGCACGAUGGGCAAAAUUUGUAGGAUACAAAUGAACGACAUUAGCAUGUUGCAAUUUAUUUAUUUUUUGCGGCAUGUAAAUCUAUGUGUCAUAUACGCGCUGAGAAAUCUGCUGUACUCUACAUCUAAAUUCCUCUGUAACAGUACGGAGAAAAAGGGGUGAUUUUGAUUAUUUUUGAAAAGCUUUUGACGGCGUUAUUUCUCUCUGAA